Messenger RNA from Eublepharis macularius, 6115 nucleotides. RefSeq names its product slit guidance ligand 2 (gene SLIT2). The transcript has 36 exons. Gene Ontology annotation, molecular function: Roundabout binding; heparin binding; calcium ion binding. The record is from RefSeq and is a predicted model, not a curated record. The coding region runs from base 178 to 4485 and encodes 1435 amino acids. Lineage: Eukaryota; Metazoa; Chordata; Lepidosauria; Squamata; Eublepharidae. Gene Ontology annotation, biological process: negative regulation of cell growth; negative chemotaxis; retinal ganglion cell axon guidance.
UGCCCGGCUCAGUGCUCCUGCUCCGGCAGCACCGUGGACUGUCACGGGCUGGCGCUGCGCGGCGUCCCCAGGAACGUCCCUCGCAACACCGAGCGGCUGGAUCUUAAUGGGAAUAAUAUCACAAGGAUCACCAAGACUGACUUUGCUGGCCUCAGGCACCUCCGAGUUCUUCAGCUCAUGGAAAACAAGAUUAGUACCAUUGAGAGAGGAGCGUUCCAGGAUUUGAAAGAACUGGAGAGACUGCGCCUAAACAGAAAUAAUCUUCAGCUGCUUUCUGAAUUGUUGUUUCUUGGGACUCCAAAGCUCUACAGGCUAGACCUCAGUGAAAACCAGAUUCAUGCCAUUCCAAGGAAGGCUUUCCGGGGGGCUGUAGACAUUAAAAACCUGCAACUGGAUUACAAUCAGAUCAGCUGUAUUGAAGAUGGGGCAUUUAGGGCUCUCCGCGAUCUGGAAGUACUCACUCUCAACAAUAACAACAUCACACGACUCUCAGUGGCAAGUUUCAACCAUAUGCCCAAACUCAGAACCUUCCGACUUCAUUCCAACAACCUCUACUGUGAUUGCCAUCUGGCUUGGCUAUCUGAUUGGCUGCGACAGCGACCGCGGGUUGGCCUCUACACUCAAUGCAUGGGCCCAUCACACUUAAGGGGUCACAAUGUGGCAGAAGUUCAAAAACGAGAAUUCAUCUGCAGUGGUCAUCAAUCUUUUAUGGCUCCCUCCUGCAGUGUCUUGCACUGCCCUGCUGCUUGUACCUGUAGUAAUAACAUUGUUGACUGCCGUGGAAAAGGCUUGACUGAGAUCCCAACCAAUCUACCAGAAACCAUAACGGAAAUACGGUUGGAGCAAAAUUCAAUCAAGGUCAUCCCCCCUGGAGCUUUCUCACCAUAUAAAAAGCUGAGAAGAAUUGAUCUGAGUAAUAAUCAGAUCUCGGAGGCCGCACCAGAUGCCUUCCAGGGCCUGCGUUCCCUCAAUUCACUCGUUCUGUAUGGAAACAAAAUCACAGAACUUCCCAAAGGUCUGUUUGAAGGACUCUUCUCCCUGCAGUUGUUAUUGCUAAAUGCUAACAAGAUAAACUGCCUGCGAGUUGAUGCUUUUCAAGACCUACACAACUUGAACCUCCUGUCUUUGUACGAUAACAAGCUGCAGACCAUUGCAAAGGGCACUUUUUCCCCACUCCGAGCAAUUCAAACCCUGCAUUUGGCUCAGAACCCAUUUAUUUGUGACUGCCAUCUGAAGUGGCUGGCGGAUUAUCUCCAUGCAAACCCUAUUGAAACCAGCGGUGCCCGCUGCACCAGCCCCCGCCGUCUGGCAAACAAAAGGAUUGGCCAGAUCAAAAGCAAGAAAUUUCGCUGUUCAGGCUCAGAAGACUACAGAUCCAAGCUUAGUGGAGAUUGUUUUGCAGACCUGGCUUGCCCUGAGAAAUGCCGCUGUGAAGGGACAACUGUUGACUGCUCCAAUCAGAAGUUUAGCAAAAUACCUGAUCACAUUCCACAGUAUACAGCAGAACUGCGACUCAACAAUAAUGAAUUCACAGUGUUGGAGGCUACGGGGACCUUUAAGAAACUUCCUCAGCUGCGUAAAAUAAAUCUGAGCAAUAACAAAAUCACGGAUAUUGAAGAAGGAGCAUUUGAAGGCGCUUCUGGUGUAAACGAACUAUUGCUUACCAGCAACCGUUUGGAAAACGUUCGUCACAAAAUGUUCAAAGGACUAGAAAGUCUGAAAACAUUGAUGCUCAGGAGCAAUCGCAUUAGCUGUGUGAGCAACGAUAGUUUCACUGGGCUGAGUUCUGUCCGGCUGCUGUCUUUAUAUGACAACCAAAUCACGACCAUUGCACCGGGCGCCUUUGAUACCCUCCAUUCCCUCUCCACACUAAACCUCUUAGCCAAUCCUUUCAACUGCAACUGCCACUUAGCGUGGCUUGGAGAGUGGUUACGGAAGAAGCGCAUUGUAACAGGGAACCCUCGCUGUCAGAAACCUUACUUCCUAAAAGAAAUCCCAAUACAGGAUGUUGCCAUUCAAGAUUUCACUUGCGACGAUGGAAAUGACGACAACAGUUGCUCUCCACUUUCUCGCUGUCCUAUAGAAUGUACUUGCCUAGAUACUGUAGUUCGUUGCAGCAACAAAGGUCUGAAGACUUUGCCCAAGGGCAUCCCAAAAGAUGUUACAGAGCUAUAUUUGGAUGGAAACCAGUUUACCCUUGUCCCCAAAGAACUUUCAAACUACAAGCACUUAACUCUUAUAGAUUUAAGCAAUAACCGAAUCAGCACUCUCUCUAACCAGAGCUUCAGCAACAUGACUCAGCUCCUUACCCUAAUUCUCAGUUACAAUCGUCUCAGAUGUAUUCCAGCCCGAACAUUUGAUGGCUUGAAAUCACUUAGACUGCUGUCUUUGCAUGGCAAUGAUAUUUCCAUUGUACCUGAAGGGGCUUUUAAUGAUCUUUCAGCCUUAUCCCAUCUUGCCAUUGGAGCAAAUCCACUUCACUGUGACUGCAACAUGCAAUGGUUGUCUGAUUGGGUAAAGUCGGAGUACAAAGAACCAGGCAUAGCCCGGUGUGCUGGUCCUGGGGAAAUGGCCGACAAACUGCUUCUCACCACUCCAUCCAAAAAAUUCACUUGUCAAGGUCUGGUGGAUGUCAACAUCCUUGCCAAAUGUAGUCCCUGCUUAUCAAAUCCAUGCAAAAAUGAGGGGACGUGUAAUAAUGACCCUGUGGAUUUCUACAGAUGCACCUGCCCUUAUGGUUUCAAGGGCCAGGACUGCGAUGUUCCGAUUCAUGCCUGCAUAAGCAAUCCUUGUAAACAUGGGGGAACUUGUCACUUAAAAGAAGGUGAAAAAGAUGGAUUUGGGUGUGCCUGCGCUGACGGAUUUGAAGGGGAACGCUGCGAAGUGAAUAUCGAUGACUGCGAAGACAAUGAUUGCGAAAACAACUCUACCUGCGUAGAUGGAAUUAACAACUACACUUGCCUUUGUCCUCCUGAAUACACAGGUGAACUCUGUGAAGAGAAGCUAGAUUUCUGUGCCCAAGACCUGAACCCAUGUCAGCAUGACUCCAAGUGCAUCCUGACGCCCCAAGGGUACAAAUGUGAUUGCACACCUGGCUACGUAGGAGAACACUGUGAUAUUGACUAUGAUGACUGCCAAGACAAUAAGUGUAAAAAUGGAGCACAUUGUACUGAUGCAGUGAAUGGUUACACAUGCAUAUGCCCUGAAGGGUAUAGUGGUCUUUUCUGUGAGUUCUCGCCGCCGAUGGUCUUGCCUCGCACCAGUCCGUGUGAUAAUUACGAGUGUCAAAAUGGAGCUCAGUGCAUCACCAGAACCAAUGAGCCUGUCUGCCAGUGCUUGACAGGUUACCAGGGCGAUAAAUGUGAAAAGCUGGUCAGCAUAAACUUUGUGAACAAAGAAUCCUACUUGCAGAUUCCUUCGGCCAAGAUUCGUCCUCAGACCAAUAUCACUCUCCAGAUUGCCACCAAUGAGGACAGUGGGAUCCUACUGUAUAAAGGUGAUCGAGAUCAUAUAGCUGUGGAAUUGUAUCGUGGACGAGUGAGGGUCAGCUAUGAUACAGGAUCAUAUCCAGCAUCUGCCAUUUAUAGUGUUGAGACUAUCAAUGAUGGUAACUUCCACAUAGUUGAGUUGCUGGCCAUGGAACAGAUUCUGUCUUUGUCCAUUGAUGGAGGAAGUCCCAAAGUCAUCACCAACUUGUCUAAACAAUCCACUUUAAAUUUCAACUCACCGCUGUAUGUAGGAGGGAUGCCAAUGAAGAACAACGUUGCUGCUUUGCAUCAGGCUCCAGGUCAAAAUGGCACCAGCUUUCAUGGCUGCAUCCGUAAUCUGUAUAUCAAUAGCGAACUGCAAGACUUUAGGAAUGUUCCACUGCAGGUUGGAAUUCUCCCAGGCUGUGAGCCCUGCCAUAAGAAAGUGUGUGUCCAUGGAACCUGCCGCGUGACAAGCCAGUCAGGUUUUACGUGUGAGUGUGAUGGAGGAUGGACUGGCCAACGUUGUGAUCAGCAAGCCAAUGAUCCUUGUCUAGGAAAUAAAUGUGUGCAUGGUACCUGCUUGCCAAUCAAUGCAUUUUCAUACAGUUGUAAAUGCCUGCAGGGACAUGGGGGAGUCCUCUGUGAUGAAGAUGAAGAAUUGUUUAACCCCUGCCAGUCCAUCCGAUGUAAACAUGGUAAAUGCAGGCUAUCAGGCCUUGGGAAACCGUAUUGCGAAUGCAGCAGCGGAUACACUGGGGACAACUGUGAUAAAGAAAUCUCUUGUCGAGGGGAACGAAUCAGAGAUUACUUCCAAAAGCAGCAAGGUUAUGCCGCGUGCCAGACGACCAAGAAGGUAUCGAGACUAGAGUGCGGAGGAGGGUGUUCAAGUGGGCAGUGCUGCGGGCAGCUGAGGAGCAAGAGGAGGAAAUACUCUUUUGAAUGCACUGACGGGUCCUCAUUUGUGGACGAGGUUGAGAAAGUGGUGAAGUGUGGCUGUACAAAAUGCCCCUCCUAAGCAGCUCCUAUUUUGACCUACGUCUAUUUUUUUUUAAAUUGUAUACUUAUUGACUGUGUCGGACUAAUUAAUGCUUCAUAGUGGAAAUAUUUGAAAUAUAUUGUAAAAUACAGAACAGACUUAUUUUUAUUACGAGAAUAAAGACUUCAUUUUCUUCUUCACUUGCAAAAAAAAAAAACAAUCAAGUGCUUGAACUGUGAGACUUCUUGACCAAGAGGAGACUGAAGGAAAAAAAUAAAGACUUAGUAACAUUUCAACAGCGAUUGAAACCUUAACUGCUUUUAACACCAGUCCUUCUUUAUAACAUACUGAAGAUAAACAGGCACCUUCCGAGUGACUUUCAACUCUACCGUCUUACUGAUGAAAAAACAAACAAAAUACGAGGCUUCUUUUUUUACUUUCUUAACAGUCGUUUUUUUAAAAUAUUUUUUGACAAGACCAUAUCAUACUUUUCUGUGAGGUGGGAGGAAGACCGGCAGGUGAAAAGAAUCCAUUUGUGCAAGUUUAACAAUUAUACGUAAUGUGUUUCUUAUGACAUUCAAUAAGCAAGUUGUGAGGGAGGGGGGAAAUAGGGGAAAUCUCACCUCCUGGACAGAAGAGGAUGCCCACGGUCCUGAAAUCUCAUGAUGUACGCUUUUAUGUGGGCACGCUAGCAAAAGAAGAAAUCAAGUGUUUAUCCGCCCUUUUCCAGUAUUAACUUUUUUGUAAUAUAAAUGUUAAGGGUAAAAAAUAGAUUAUUGUUGAGAAAAUUAGGUAUAAUAUGGAGUUUUUGUUUCUGAGUUUCGAACAGCUCUAUACAGUAUUCAGUUUAUUGAGAAAUAUUUAUUGUAUCAAAGUACAUUGUACUUAACAUUUUAGGCCACCCCCUUUACUGUUUUUUCAAUGCUUUAAUAUAUAUUAAUUUAUAUUUGUCUUGAUAUUUUUGUAUUUCCUGUUGUUGUUGUUGUUGUUUUUAAAAAGACAUAAAACCAGGAUAUUUGCAAUAGGACUAACAUAGUGUGCUCUCUUGGGGUAAAAUAGAUUUGGUCUGGGUGCGUUCUUUUCUCCUAGCAACCUAUCAUAUGGUGUCACUGACAGAACUGGAAACAAUUAUCAGUUGUAGUUUUCAUUAUAGCAAAGAAUCAGGGUACCUCCCAAGGCCUUGUAAUGUUUAUGAAAAGAAAAAAAAUGUUUUACCGUAGAUGGAAAGUGUAUAGAAUUGAACAUUUCCCUAAAGAUACAUUACUUAUACAGCAAAUGAAUUGGUGUGUAGAAAAUGACUCUAGAAAGUAGAUCUUUACAAACUAAUAUUUUCUUAAAAUUCCUUACCUUUAAAAUUAAAAAGAGAGAGGCUGUAUUACCAAGAACUGUGAUUUGCCCCCCCCCAAUAUUAAAACUACUUUAUUGCCCUAAUGUUUCCCUUUGUUAACAUGUUGCUGCUAAAUCACAAUAUAAAAUUGGUAAUAAUUCUUCACAGUGGGUUGUGUUCUUCUUUCAGUAAAUCUUGGGGUACCCUGUGAAAAGGGUAUUUUUUUCAAUUUUUAAAAAAGAAAAGUUAGAUGUACAUGUGUAAUACCGUGUGGCUUUGUCUGAUUUGGACUUAUAUCAGUAUCGUUACUGAUGUUUGUAAAUUAAACAGAUAUUUACUUUG